Molecule: messenger RNA, 634 nt
Organism: Solanum pennellii
Lineage: Eukaryota; Viridiplantae; Streptophyta; Magnoliopsida; Solanales; Solanaceae
Product: probable steroid-binding protein 3
Exons: 1
Coding region: 61-399 (112 amino acids)
Cellular component (GO): endomembrane system; membrane
Source: RefSeq, a predicted model, not a curated record
UAGUGCAAAAAAAACUUAGGUUUGUUUGUAAGCAGAAAAGGAUAAGUAUCACAUUAGUUGAUGCCCACCCACCCACUCAGCCUAAGUAAAGUGAAGAUGGAGCUAACCGCCGAUGAGCUGAAGGCAUAUGACGGAUCAGAUCCAUCAAAGCCAAUUUAUGUGGCAAUCAAAGGUCGAAUCUUCGAUGUAAGCGCCGGUAAUUCGUUCUAUGGUCCCGGCGGGCCUUACUGUAUGUUCGCCGGAAAAGAUUCAAGCAGAGCACUUGCAAAGAUGAGCAAGAAUGAAGAAGAUGUUUCUCCAUCUCUUGAUGGAUUAUCUGAGAAAGAAAUGGCUGUUCUCAAUGAUUGGGAGACCAAAUUCGAAGCUAAGUAUUCAAUUGUUGGAAAUGUCAUUUCUUAAUUACUUUUCGAUCUGGGAAUUAUGAAGAAAUAAAUAAAUGGUUUCCUAUUUGCUCAUCGAUCUGUGUUUAUGCAAAGACAAAAUUAAUUAUGAAUAAAUUUUACCCUUGAAAUUGCUCUUUGUUUGUGUCAUACUGAAUAACGCAGAGUGUGUAUCUGGUAAUCGUUUGAUGUUUGGGAUUGUUGGCAAUUUGUAUAACUCAUUUAUCUAUGAUGUGAUUGAUUAGUUAGUUGUA